Messenger RNA from Tribolium castaneum (red flour beetle), 1218 nucleotides. RefSeq lists its product as uncharacterized. Gene Ontology annotation, biological process: protein peptidyl-prolyl isomerization. The record is from RefSeq and is a predicted model, not a curated record. Lineage: Eukaryota; Metazoa; Arthropoda; Insecta; Coleoptera; Tenebrionidae. The coding region runs from base 13 to 1098 and encodes 361 amino acids. The transcript is spliced from 6 exons. Gene Ontology annotation, molecular function: peptidyl-prolyl cis-trans isomerase activity.
AUUCGCAUCAAAAUGAAGAAGAAAAGUAAAAAAGUGUUCAGGCCUUGUAAAAUUCCCAGAUAUUUGAUUGGGUCGGUUAGUCCCCAAGUCAUUAAAACAGACUUGGCAGAAUAUAACGCACACAGAUAUAAGGUUUUUUCAGCGAAACCGAAAACUGAUACCAAACCCCUCCCCAUGAAUCCGUUCAAUUAUAUCAACCUUCGAAAGUUACGGGCAGACGCUGAGCGGUUACAAAUGAUUGAUAAGGAGAAUAAGCAGCUCCUUAAGUCCAUAAAUACGAUAAAUAGGACCAUCGGAAAAAUUGAUUCGUAUAAUCCUGAAGCCUAUGCGUCUAAAUCGAAAUGGCACGCUCACGUUAUGAGGAUGAAGAGAAUUGACCGCAAAAAUAAAGCAAUAUACGAGAAACUGAUGGCUGCAACUUCCAGUUACGAUUGUGAGUCGUUACGUAAAUUCUGGACCAGUAUUAUUGAAAAAUUGAAACUAACUUCCAAAUUCCCUUUGGUCAUCCUUCAGAAAGUCUCAGUCGAUUCAGUUAUUGCAAAACAGCCGUCAAUUAGUUGCGGACUUGAGAAAUUAUCAGAACGGCCCCGGUGUUUUUUGGAAUUUCAAGUGCUAAAUGGCCCAGUUCUGGGCCGCGUAGAGAUCGAGCUUUAUCACGACCACGUCCCUGUCACAGUCCAGAAUUUCUUAUCAAUUUGCUGCGGUGAGAACAAACAGAACCUUUCGUAUAAAAACUGCCCAAUCAAUCGAAUAGUUCCGGGCCGUUUUUUGGAAACUGGGGACAUAACUAAAGGGACAGGACGUGGUGGGGUGUCAAUCUAUGGUAAAUACUUUGCAGAGGAAGGCCACAUGCUUAAGCACACGAAACCUGGAGUUUUGUCCAUGGUGCGUGUCCGCAAACACGAUAACAACUCGCGCUUUUGUAUCACCUUCACGAAAAUGGAACAGUUGGAUAUGCAGAACGUUGUGUUCGGUUAUAUUGUGCGAGGGGCUGAGAAUUUGUUUAAAAUUGAGGGGUAUGGCCGCAGUAUCGGCAAGCCUUUAGCCCCUGUAAUCAUCUCGGACUGUGGGAAAUUGAAUCGGGCGCUUGAGUGUUAGUGGUUUUCGGGGCGUCAUGUUGUCGUUUGGAAUUAAAAAUGGCAGUUUCCUUCCAUCAAAUUGUGUGAAGUUUGCAGUUUCGGGUUUAUAUCAGGAAAUAAAGUCGUAAUUAAACACGUA